AUGGGGCGUAAAAACAAAACAAAGCUUUUGAAGGUGAGUCUUGAGUUUGUCUUCACUGAGAUGCCCAAUUUUUCCCUAAUUUCAGACCGGAAGCUCGUGCACUUCACCCGGUACGUCUUCCCAAUCUGAGGAUUCGGGGCGUCAGAGCAGCCUUUCCGGUUCAUUCGAUCUGGGAGACAUAAAAGCCAAUCUGAGAUGUAUAGUCGGAAGUGGAAACGCGACCGGUAAAAUCUGGAAUUCUUUUCCGUUUAUCUUGAACUUUUCAUUUACAGAAGGAAGUCGAAAACUUGAAUUCAUAUUGUCCGAAAUGGAGAAAAAAUCAGCCGAGCUUGAAGUGGCAAGGAAGAUUAUUCGUGACCUGCAGAACGAACUUCAUUCGUCACCUAAUAACAGUCAUCAGGUGGCUGGAGUAUGUUGUGAACUACGAAAUAAUGGGCAUUGAACAAUGAUUAUUUUAGGACGGUGACUAUGAAAACGCUGAAUUACGUAUCAAGACCGAAGAAAACGAGGAAAGCGUUCUGACACUUGUACAACUCGGAAAGUUUUUUGGUCCACUCGAAGCAAAGGCGAACGAUAUCGCCGAUGGAAACGCUCGUCUUGGGUCUAAAUUGACUUCUGCCUAUGAUCAAAUCGAAUGUCUGAAAGGUAGCUCACAAUUUUUCGAAAUUUCGUCAUUUUCAAUUUCAGAAGAAGUUUCCCGCUUGGAAUCUAAUCUGGAAGAGACAAAAGAUAGCUUAAAUAAAAGAAGUGAAGAAUCCAUGGAAGUCGAGUCGGUAUUUCAAUCGGUCAACGACCAACUCGACGCGGAUCUUAAACAGGCCAAUGAGCAGAUUGCAACGCUCAAGGUCAAUGUCAAGGAGUACAAGUCUAUGCGCGAAGCUGCAACCGCAAAGCUCGAGGAGGAGAAAGAGAAACUUUCGAACUGCAUCAAAGAGAGGGACGGCGCCAUAACGGAUCUUCGUCAAGCUCGUCAAGAAAGUGAUGAUCUACGUGUGCAGCUCUCCACCGCCCAGAAUAAGGAAAAGAGUCUGACUGAGACGUUCCUGAAGCGCGAGACGAACCUCAAGGAGAUGUUCGAGAGCCGCAUAAACAGUAUUAAUAGCGGCGUGCGACUGAUCAAAGAAGAUUUCGGACAUUUGAAGAAGGAUAUGGUCGAGGCGCAAGCAAAGAACGAAGAACUCCAGUUGCAGCUCACAGCUUCGAAGGCAGACACCAAGCACUAUCGUGAUGAUGGUACGAAUUGCCGAAAGUACAUCAGAAAGCUGGAAGAAGAUCUUGGUACGACGUUCCAUGCGCAGAUAGAGGCUGAAGAAGAAGUUUCGUUGCUCAAAGCUAAAAUAAUCGAAAUGGACAAGCUCUUGGCCUCUUCUGUUCAAGAUCACCACGAACGAAUGAAGCGACUGGAGGACGAGCUAUUCUCCAUUAAAAACUUGUUCGAGUCGGAGAUUGAUAUUGAGACAUCGGGAAGUGUUCUCGGUGCUGUCGUUCAACUCAAAGAUAACUACGAUCUCGAAAAGAUAAACCAAAAGUUUGAUCACGAAUCGCUGGCUACCAAAAACGAGGAAAUCAGGAAGCUGACUGAAGAGCUGACAUCAUCAAGAUCCCUAGUGAAGAAGAUCCGGAAGGAACGUGAAGCUGGGGUGAAGAAAUGGAAGAAGAUGUUCGACGAAGUCACUGCCGAGAAGCAAGUAUUGGCCGGACGGAGUCGAGAACUCGAGGAGAAACUAAGUGGAUCUUCUGCUAGCAGUGACGAGAGCUUCCGCAGCACUUCCGAGCAAAACGAAUCGUACCAAGUAUUUUGCGACGAACUGCGAGAGAGCGUGGCUCUUCUAGAGAAAACGGUCAAAGAGGAGAAGAAGAAGGCGGAUCAGUUGUCGGAGAAACUCGUGGAAGUAGAGAAGAUUAAUCUAGAUCUUCAGCAAACAAUUGUUGCUAACAAUGCAACAAUUGAAGAACUGGAGAUCGGCAAGAAAAAGACGUAAGUUUUUCUUAAAUUAUAAUCUCCAAACGAAUUGCCUUUAUUUUUAGAAUAUCUUCCAUGGAGUCUCGUAUAACCGAGCUUCAGCGAUCUCAGGAAAGCUCACUGAAACGGUACAAUGAGGAACUUACGGUCGCGCGUCAACAACUGGAGUCGACGGAAAAUGCUCUGGGAGUGCAGCAAGAGAUGAAUGCUAAGAUUUCACAAGAAUGGCGUCAGAAGCAUUCCGAUGAGGUUUCUGGACUGUCCGAAAAGAACAAGCAGUUGUUGGAGGACCUCAAGAAGCAAACCGAAAAACUGGAUGAGCUGAGGGAAUCUCAAAUAAAACUGAUUGAAUCGAGUAAAUCGGACAUCGAAGCUGUUGAAUUGGAGAAGAAACAUGUGUUUUCCCAAUUGACGCAAAACCAGAAAGCUCUUCAAAGUUUGAACGACGAGAUGCUGGUAAUUGAGAAAGACCUUCGCCGCGUUCAAGAAUUGGAGAGAGCCAAAACGGAAGUGUUGGUUCGUGCGACAGAGGAGGAGAAACAAGUGAUCCGAAAGGAAAAUGAGUCACUCCGACAGCAACUCGAAAAGGUUAAUCAGACUCUCGCCGAGCAAAAGGCCGAAUCGAAGAGACUCUUCGAUAACGAAGUCCGAAAGCUGAGAAAGGUUGUGAAAGUUAGCGAGCAGAAGAAGGAGGAUGCACUCAACGAGGCAUCCAGCAUGUCUCUGAAGCUGAGCGAGAUCCAAGCUGAAACGAAGAAGGUGAGGGACGAGGAGGCUGAAGAACACGAGAGGCUGCUUUCAAAGUUGACCGAACUACAAGGAGCUAUGCAAUGCACUUCUGUGGACUCGUCGAAGCUUGCCGAGACGACCGAGAAGCUGCGCCAGGAAAGGGAAACAUCAGAGUCGCUCCGCACUCAAAUCAUGAGACAAGACCUUGCAAUUGAGCAGCUUCACUUGUCCAAUAAGCUGAAUGAGCAGGCGUUGGAAGAAAUGGCUCAAGAGAUUGAGAGAAAGGACGAGGAGCACGCGCGUGUGGUGCAAGCCGAGAAUGACAGGUUCAUGAGUCUCCAGAAAGAGUUGGAAAACACACUGGUCACGUUCGAUGAGGAUUCCAUUCGACAGCGGCUUUUGGCUGAGAGGCAGCUCCACUACGAAGCGUUGCGAGUAAAGUACGAUAUGGGCACACAAGAAGCAGCUGAUCGUAUACAAUCGAUGCAGGAUGUUCAUUCAAAAUUGGAAUCCGAAAUCGAAAAGUUGCAGAGCGUGCUAAAGGAGAAGAAUGCCGAGCUUGAGGCGCUGAAAGCUGAAAGAUCAGACUUCGAGGAUAAGAUUACAUUCCUUUCUAAAGAGGUUGAUCUUCUCAACACGAAGCUGGUAAAAGCUGCAUCUCCAAAGAAAGACAAGUGAGUAAUAACUAGAGAAGCCGAAUAUAUCACUUUUUCCCAGAGUUAUCCAACUUGAAAAUCGUCUGGAAGUAAUGCAGAAAUCGGUCAAAGCUCAGCAAAAGAGAAUGGAAGAUGACCUGAAUACAGCCACCGAAGCUCUGAAAGCAAAGGAGGUGCAAUGUGAGGAGCUCCAGAAGCUGGUUGCUGAUUCGCAGUCAAAGUAUCGUCUGAUCGAGGAGCUUACCGAAUCGAACAAAGUGCUGUCCGAGGAAUUGACAAAGUCCAAGGACGAUAAGGAAUCGAAUAUCCGAUUGAGAGACAUGUAAGUUGUUUGUUUAUUUGUUUACUAAAAUUCAUUCGAAUUCGUUUUCAGCGUCUCGCAACUCGAGGAUCAAAACUCGCAGCUUGUGAGAGAAAAUGCGGCGGACAGAAGUUCGCUGGUUGAUGAACUCAUUGCUACGAAAAAUCAGUUGGAGAAGAUUGAGGGCAAUUUGGAGAUGCACCAGAAGAGCAGCCAUCAAAAGAUCGAAGUUCUUGAGCACCAGCUGAAGAAUCGUCCUGUGAUCACCACGCAGCCGAAGCCCGACAAGAUCGUGAGUGGAAACAAUUCUGUAGAAUUGGCUAUGAUCGAGCACUUUCAGGACGAAAUGUUCCCAUCUAUGGAUCCGACUGCUCGCCAAUUCAUCCGUCUCGCCUGUGCAAACCGCCAUUUUUCGUAUGGACUCGUCGGCAUCGUCACAUAUGUCUGCCUCCUUCACCUCUACAUUAUUUUGUAAUUAGUUAAUUGAUCGUUGUGUUCAUAAUCCCCCACCCCACCCAAUUGUUCAUAUUCACUAUUCCCCUAACACCUUUUCUGUUUAUAUACUGUUUUUGUUCUAUAACACUGUAUAACAUUUGUAAGGCCCCCUUAUUGCAUCCACAAAAUGCCUGCCCAAUUCAUGUAGAAUACCCACGUCCCCGUUUUUAUAAGGUGAGUUAAAUAUGGCCUCCCCAGAUAUUUCUAUUUCCAGCAGCCAGAGACUGCUCGCCCAACCUUCCCUAGCACAGCAUGCGUUGUGUUUUUCCUGUAAUUUAAUAAAUUAUUUGUUCGUAUAAGUGAGGUGAGGUGCGCCAGCACUUGCUCAGCUUAUAUCCAUCUUGUAAAAAUAAAAUGUUAAGAUGCACGCAUAAGAAAACACAUAUAUUUUUCAGGGACCCGUGCGAUUACCCGUACGAUUACAAGUUCGAGCAGUACAUGACACUGGAUGAGCACGGAAAUCCGCAUAACAAGUAUGAGACGGAAAUCUGUGAAGGCUAUUCUCAGAGGGACACGCCAUCGAUAGAGGUGAGUGGGAAGUUCGUAGUUAGAGACGUUGCGUUUUGAUCGCAAGAAAUAGAUUGAUUGAACUCAAAUCAACAAGCCUCGGUCACAAAAAAUGGAUGGAGCGACUGAGUCUCCGUUACUACUUGCAGUCCCAUCUCGGAAAUGUGGACCGGAUCGUGAUCGGCCGAAAAGUGUAUCAGCCUGAUCGCACUCAGAAUCAGCAACUUGUCAAUAAGGUGUAAAGUGAUUCUAGGAACAGAAUAUUUUUCCAGGUGGACACUAUUCGCAUCGCGGACAUUCCGAGAGAAGGGAACUGGCAGAAGGACGUGUGCUUCCGAUGGCUCUUCGCAGUGCUCAAGAGAAUCAAGGAAACACUGAAGAAGGGUGGAGAUUCGAUUCCGAUGAAAGUGGCCAAUAACCUGGAGCUGGUGCCGGAGAAAUCGGACGAUUUUGCCUUCCUGGAUGAGAAUCAUUCUCUUCAAUCAUUUCACUUAAAUACGUGCCAGUGGGCGAGUGAGUGUGCACUUUCGCAACUUACUCGUGAGGUCCGAAUCAAUGCGUUUUCUUGAAAAUAAGAGGUAUUCAAGACAUUUUAUCGCGUUUCGCAAAAAGCCAAAAAUUGCGGAGAGAAAUUGCACUUUUAUUCUGGCUCGAAGCAUGGCUCACGAUAAAAAAGGUCUCCUUCUCCCUCCUACUCUCUCUUGUUACAAUUCAUUCUUUUUACACUUUCCAUCCGUUUGUCCCUCCUAGUUGCACGACUCAUUUCUCUUUUAGAAAUGUCCGUGUCUCUCGACAUAGAACCACUCGGAUACUACAAAAAGUUAUCGGAUAAGUGAGUCUCACCUUUUUAAACGUUUUCACUGUUCAAAAUAAAAUUCAAUUUCAGAACAGCCGAUCCGGAUGUGCUUCCGCUUCGUCUGAACGAGGAUCGCAGGUUGUAUGGAGAGUUGCGAGACGAGUUGGAUCUGACGCUCGGCGGCGACGGAUUCAAGGACGAAGGAUUCGGGGACCGCCUUCAUUCUCUUUUCGAUUACCUUCGGAAGACCAACGAAAAAGGAUCUUCGCUCAGAACUGUAUGCACUUUUUCCUCUUGUUCUGUACUUAUAUAAAACCGAGAAACAUCGCAGGUAAUCGGUGCGGAUUUCCUGUCGAACCGCAAGAUUCUGAAAGUGAUUGCAAUGUCUCCCUACCCGGAAUACUAUCCUCUCAACUGCAAAUCGGUGGAAAUCCAGGCAAUUCGACAGAAAGGAGUCAUUUUUCUGAUGGAGAAAGAGGACGGAAGGUGGUAACGAACCCAAAAAAGCACUCAUAAUAAACCACGUAUAUUGCUCAGUGUUCUUUGCGAUUACCCGUACGGCUACAAGUUCGAGGAGUACAUGACUCUGGAUGAGCACGGAAAUCCGCAUAAUAAGUAUGAGACGCCGUCGAAUGCGGAAGCUGUGAAGGCUAUUCUCAGAGGGACACUCACUUCCGGCGACGACAGCCUUUCGGUCUUUUAUUCGGCUGAAGCUGAUGCCAUCGAUAGAGGUGAGUGGGAAGAGUUUGAAGAGGAUGUUUCGAUACUGUUCAAUUUCAGGAAAUAGAUUGAUUGAAAUUAAAUUAACAGGCCUCGGACACAAAAAAUGGAUGGAGCGACUGAGUCUCCUUUACUACUUGCAGUCCCAUCUCGGAAAUGUCGACCGGAUCGUGAUCGGCCGAAAAGUGUAUCAGCCUGAUUGCACUCAGAAUCAGCAACUUGUCAAUAGGGUGUGUAAAUGAAGCGAUUCUAUGAGCAGUGACGUUUUGCAGGUGGACACUAUUCGCACCUCGGCCAUUCCGAGAGACCGAUUCAAAAAGGACUGGCAGAAAGACGUGUGCUUCGAGCGAAUUUUCGAUGUGCUCUAUGCCAUUAAGAAAACACUGAAGAAGGACGGAGAUUCGAUUCUGAUGAAAGUGGCCAAUGGCCUGGAGCUGGUGCCGGAGAAAUCUGAUGAUUUUGCCUUUCUGGAUGAGCACCUCUUCAAUCAUUUCACUUAA
Messenger RNA from Caenorhabditis sp. 36 PRJEB53466, 6667 nucleotides. The record is from the annotation of a GenBank genome assembly. Lineage: Eukaryota; Metazoa; Nematoda; Chromadorea; Rhabditida; Rhabditidae.